AUGGGUGGUGAGGAGCACGAUGGCGCCUCCGUCCAGGAGCAGCUCAUCGCCGCGUGCCGCGGCAACAACACAGAGCUCCUCGAGGAGCUCCUCGAGGGCAGGCCCGACGCCGAGAUCACCCGCCUCCUCAACGAGACCACCACCGUCCUGGGCAACCACCUCUACCACGAGGCCGCUCUCCGCGGCAACUACGAAAUCAUAGACCUCCUCCUCGACCAGCCCGAGUUCGAAUGCGACCCCGUCACCCGCACCGAUGGCGACACCCCCCUCCACUCCGCCAUCCGCUGGAUCAACUCGGAGCCCCCCGCCCAGCGCGACUUCGGCAAGGCCCUCGUCGAGAUGAUGCUCGAGGCCGGCUCGAAUCCCAGGGUCAAGAACAAGGGCGGGCUCACCGCCGUCCAGCUCGUCGACCCCACCAACAACGAGCUCAAGGACGUCAUCCGCAAGCACGAGUUCGCCUCUUUGAACGCCGGCGACUACGUGAAUGUGGAGGACGACAAGCCCAAGGGCAAGAAGGGGGCUGCUGCCCCCGUCCAGCCCGAAGAGAGUGACGACGAUGCCGAGUUCAGUGGCAGUGACGAAGAGGAACGGAUAGAAUUCGAGCGGAGGAGGAAGGAGAAACGCGGUUACUAG
Messenger RNA from Clonostachys rhizophaga, 633 nucleotides. The record is from the annotation of a GenBank genome assembly. Lineage: Eukaryota; Fungi; Ascomycota; Sordariomycetes; Hypocreales; Bionectriaceae.